Molecule: messenger RNA, 1392 nt
Organism: Boeremia exigua
Lineage: Eukaryota; Fungi; Ascomycota; Dothideomycetes; Pleosporales; Didymellaceae
Exons: 2
Coding region: 170-934 (254 amino acids)
Cellular component (GO): mitochondrion
Source: RefSeq, a predicted model, not a curated record
GGCGCAAGGUCGGAGCUUUUUGGCCGACGGCAGCCGCGAUGGACCCUGGCAGUCCGUGACGAAACAUCGACUUUGCGAACACGGAACACCUGCGACAACGAUCUGAUACAGCCAACCUCACCACGUGAGCGCAUCUCCGGCCCGCCUCCAACCUGAUCCACCAGUCUCAAUGAAGGCGCGCGUCGCACGCAUUGGGACAGAGCAGCUUCUGCCAUGGGGCUCUCUGGCAAUGAAGCGCGGUCCGCGUCCGCCGGCGCCUUUCCUGAAGAGCUUCUUCUCGUCGACACAGCACCCAGCCAGAACUCGGUUGCAGCCCAAAACACUCCAGCAAACUGCACUGCUGCACCUCCGUUUCCAACGAUCCGCCCUCGCCCGCCGCUUCCGCUCCGUCCGCUUCAACAGCAGCAAGACGAAUGGAUCGCAUCAUAACCCAACGCCACACCUAGGCAGCCCUGAGCCAGCCCAGUCACUAUCUCAGAAACUCAAAGCGCUUUCGAAAGAGUAUGGAUGGGCAGCUCUGGGUGUCUAUCUAGGCCUGUCUGCUCUCGACUUCCCCCUCUGUUUCAUCGCUGUGCGGCUGCUCGGGACAGACAGGAUAGGGCACUACGAAGAAGUAGUCAAAGAUGGCUUCUGGAACCUGGUGCGACUAGUCUUUCCAGACGCAGGAACUACGUCGGCCGAAAGGCACGUACUAGAGGAAGCUGCCGAGGCCACGCACAGGGAGGGGAGUCUGGAUGCUGGUGAAGUAGCUGCUGUGAAGGCACACAGUGGUGGUGAUGCAUCAAUCUGGACACAGCUGGGCCUGGCCUACCUAGUGCACAAGUCCUUGAUCUUUUUCAGAGUCCCGCUUACUGCUGCCGUCCUGCCCAAGGUUGUGAAGACCCUGAGGAAGUGGGGCUACAACAUCGGAAAGGCGAAACCAAAGGCGGGUUGAGUCUACUUCAACCUUUGGUUGGUGGACAACCUUCCGCCCACACGUCCAACCCAUCGCUGAGCUCAAGGUCCGCAAGCCUUCGGCUCUCCAUGCAUUAUGACACUGUAAUUCUCCCAUCAUGUAAGAUAAGCCUGCAAGAAACAAACAUCUGCCUCCCCGGAAUCCCGUUGCAACUCUGCACAAAAUCGCCGCAGAGCUUACGCGUACAACAUGGCCAUACUCCUUCUCACAGGUGCUAUGCACAUAAACUUUAUCUGGUAUACAGAAGACGCAGUGCAGUAGUUGGCUUAUCGACUUGGAUGUCUUCGCCUCAAAGUCAAUUAUCCGGGUGUUAAAAGCAGGUGACGGAUGACUUGAACCUUUACCCAGAAGCAACACAUCCCUUUCACUGUAUGCGAACAGGCAAAACUCAGCAUUCGCCACUCAUCAUUAUCAAGCUCACCGUUUUCCCACACCGU